AAUUAAUAAUUUUGACUCAGGUAAGAAUAAUAUGGAGUUCAAGGAUUUUGCGAGCAUAAUGCUGGUAUCCAUUCUUUCGAAUACUUGAUACAUGGUAGUCAUACCUUUUCUGCCGCUUGAAUUUAGCAGAUAUGGUAUCAAGCCAUCCACUUUUGGGUACAUAUUUGCAAUAUUCUCUGUUGCUGCAAUGAUUGGCUCUCUUGUCAUCGGCAAACUCAUGAUCAUCUUCGGUAGAAAAGUCAUCCUGCUUCUCGGAAUCUGCUCCAUGGGAGUCUGCAUGUCGGUGUUCUCAUCAAUUGCCUACUUCGAGAACUCUACUCUGGUCGUGUUGAUGCUGCUGGUGUCAAGGUCUCUGCAAGGGUUUGCAUCGAGCAUGAUCCAGACAACAUGUUACGCAAUCAUCUCGGCUUGCUAUGACGAAGACAAGCAGAGGUACCUAGGGUAUUUCGAAGGAGCUCAAGGGCUUGGAUGCAUGAUAGGGCCAGCCAUUGGAGCAAUUCUGUAUUCAUUCUGUGGCUUCAGCGGCACAUUUUACUUUCUUGGAGGCUCAUUGGUGCUGAUGUGUCCUUUGCUAUAUUUCCAAAUUCCUAACACAAUAAAUAAAAACGAUAACUUGGAAGAAGAUAUGAUAGACGAUGAGAUCAAGUCAGAAGAUAAUCAAAUGCCUCAAGAUAAGCCAGCAUAUACUAGCUUGUUAAAGAGAAAAGUUUUCUUGUUAUCAACAUUAUGUGGAGGGCUAUCUUAUGCUUCUUUUUGUUAUUACGAGCCUGUUUUAUCACUCCGGCUUCAAGAUGUGGGUCUUUCUCAAACCGAGAUUCUUUAUUUCUUUUGUAUAGCUGCUUUCUCUUAUUUGCUUUGAAGUUUCACGGUUUCUUAUUUAACGAGUAAGUUUACUCCAAAGAUGAUAAUCACUGUUACAAUAUUCUUAUGAGGAAUUGGUCAGUUCUUCAUAGGGCCAAGUCCCUUUUUACCAGACAACUUAUUUCUAAUGGCUUUUGGUCAGUUUGUACAAGGAUCUACGAGUUUUUUCUUCCUUAUCCUAGCCUUGCCAGUUAUGAUCAAAGAUGCUGAAGAUAGGUAUCCGACUUAUAAGACAUAUGCUUCAGAUUUAUCUUCAGGGGUGUUCAACUUUAGUUUAUCUCUUGGUCAAGCCUUAAGUCCAAUUUAUUCUACAAAUUUAACCGAAAUCAUUGGGUUUCAAAAUGUGUGCACUACAGUCGCAAUCAUCUUCAUUGUAUAUGCCUUGAUCUAUUACAUCUUUUGAGUCGCUCUUGUCGAAGAGCCGAAAGACACAGAAUUAGGAAUUGAGCUGAAGAGCCAAGAAGCCGAAUGACUAAAGGAGAAACCUUGCCAACAAAUUUAAAGAUAAUUUUGGAGAGUCAAGUUGAUAAGGUAUUAAGUUAGUUUA
Molecule: messenger RNA, 1408 nt
Organism: Moneuplotes crassus
Lineage: Eukaryota; Ciliophora; Spirotrichea; Euplotida; Euplotidae
Source: the annotation of a GenBank genome assembly